Messenger RNA from Paramecium sonneborni, 259 nucleotides. The record is from the annotation of a GenBank genome assembly. Lineage: Eukaryota; Ciliophora; Oligohymenophorea; Peniculida; Parameciidae.
CUUAAAAUUGAAGCAUUUAAAAAUAUGGACAAAUUGAAGAUUAUGGAGCAGGAAUUGCAUUUUCUAUAUUAGAAUGUGAUUUAAUACUUUAUUUAUUUCAUUAAGAACUUUCCUAAAGCUAAUUAUGAAACAUUUAAUCAACAUAUAUGUAUACUGAAAACUUGUAAGGCUAUGCAAAAAUUUAAUUAUUUUUGGAAAAAGUCUUUAAAAACUUUUUGGAUUAUACCAUGAUUGUAUAGAGAAAGAAUUAAAAGCUGCA